Octopus sinensis (East Asian common octopus) is the source of this 785-nucleotide messenger RNA. Its product is annotated as leucine-rich repeat extensin-like protein 4. The record is from RefSeq and is a predicted model, not a curated record. Lineage: Eukaryota; Metazoa; Mollusca; Cephalopoda; Octopoda; Octopodidae. The transcript is spliced from 4 exons. Bases 148 to 705 code for a protein of 185 amino acids.
GGGUGUGUUAAGGGGAGGAGUUAAGAGAAACGUCAAGCCGUGGCGUGACUUAUAUUCUUUAACGAAAGACAUCCAUUCAUUCACAGUAGUUUAAUCGCUGCUGUUCACAUCGUGUUUCUCCUUUCUAGUGUGCGGAAACUUUCAAAAAUGCCUCCUGCUGAAACAGGAAUUCUUCCUAACCCAGAUGAAAAUCCUCCUGAAAACCCUGAAGAAGCUGAUCAAAGGAAGGAUGAGCAACAAGCCCUUGUCGAAAGUCCGAACAACACCAAUGACAAUACAUCGAAGGAUGAGCAACAAGCCCUUGUCGAAAGUCCGAACAACACCAAUGACAAUACAUCGAAGGAUGACCCACCAGCCCAGGUCGAUAAGGAAAAAUCAUCUAGAUGUCAGAAAAUUGUCGAAACAAAGUAUUAUCAAUACGGAUCCUUUUUCUGUAUCAUCAUACUUGUUGUAGCGGUUGUUGUUGUUCUUAGUAUUAAGCUGACCCAGAGGAAAUAUCCUCCUUCACUUCCACCACCUCCUCCACACUAUGUGGCACCGACUUCACCACUGCUUGUGGCUAUAACUUCAACACUGCCUGCAACACUACCACCUGCGACACCACUGCCUGCGACACCACCUCCUCCAUCCUUUCACCAUUCCUACUUUCCCCUAAAAACAAGGGGUUACACUGAGUUAGAUAAAUUACUCAUUUGCAGUGGAUGAAAGAUGAGAACAGCAAGAAGGCGACAUAGAAUUGAUCGAUGGACCUAUAUUACUAUACCACAAGAUGGAGUUUUAUGACA